AGUUUGAAUACAUUCUACGAAUUAGCGCAAUCAUGGUUCAAAAAGUUCUUCUUCUCGGCUCUGGCUUUGUGGCCAAGCCCACCGUCGACAUCCUCGCCGCUCGCCCCAACACCGAGGUCACCGUUGCAUGCCGUACUCUCGAUAAGGCACAGGCCCUCGCCGGCUCCUCCGCCAGCACCAAGGCCGUCUCGCUCGACGUCACCGAUCCUGCUGCGCUCGACGCUGCCGUUUCCGAGGCUGAUCUUGUUAUCAGUUUGAUUCCUUACAUUUACCACGCGACCGUCGCUGCUGCGGCUAUCAAGUUUGGCAAGAACGUGCUCACCACUUCGUACGUCUCGCCCGCUAUCAAGGCUCUUGAGGAGAGUGCGAAGAAGGCCGGCACCAUCAUCUUCAACGAGAUUGGUCUGGACCCCGGUAUCGACCACCUGUACGCCGUCAAGGCCAUCGACGAGAUCCACCAGGCCGGCGGCAAGGUCAAGUCCUUCCUGUCGUACUGCGGCGGUCUGCCCGCGCCCGAGGACUCCGACAACCCGCUCGGCUACAAGUUCUCGUGGUCGUCGCGCGGCGUGCUUCUCGCGCUCCGCAACAACGCAAAGUUCUACCAGGACGGCAAGGAGGUCGAGAUCCAGGGCAAGGACCUGAUGAAGUCCGCAAAGCCGUACUUCAUCUACCCCGGCUACGCUUUCCUUGCGUACGGAAACCGCGACUCGACCAUCUACAAGGAUCUCUAUAAGAUUCCCGAGGCCGAGACCGUCAUCCGCGGCACCCUGCGUUACCAGGGUUUCACCGACUUCACCCUCGUCCUCGUCGACCUCGGCAUGCUCGACGACACCGAGAAGGAGUUCCUCAAGUCGCCGAUUCCCUGGAAGGAGGCCUUCGCCAAGCUCAUUGGCGCCGCCUCGACCAGCGAGGCCGACCUGCUCGCCGCCGUCGACGCGAAGGCCACCUUCCCCAGCGCCGAGGCCAAGGCUACCAUCCUCAACGGUCUCAAGUGGCUCGGUCUGUUCUCCGACAAGCCCAUUACGCCCAAGGGCAACGCGCUCGACACGCUCUGCGCCACGCUCGAGGAGCUGAUGCAGUACGGCCCCGGCGAGCGCGACUUUGUCAUGCUGCAGCACAAGUUCGGCAUCGAGUGGGCCGACGGCACGACCGAGACGCGAACGUCGACCUUGGCCGACUACGGUGACCCCAGCGGAUACUCGUCGAUGGCCAAGCUUGUCGGCACGCCGUGCGCGGUCGCCGCCGAGCUUAUCUUGGACGGAUACUUCAAGCAGACUGGAAUUCUUGCGCCGUACAGCCCUGAGAUCUGUGACCCGCUCAGAGAGAUCUUGAAGGAGAAGUAUGGCAUCUUCAUGGUUGAGAAGACGCUUGCUUAGAUGAUGUUUACUGUAGCUAUGUACUUUUUGAU
Myxozyma melibiosi is the source of this 1408-nucleotide messenger RNA. Its product is annotated as saccharopine dehydrogenase. Gene Ontology annotation, molecular function: saccharopine dehydrogenase activity. The transcript has 5 exons. NCBI's taxonomy places the organism in Eukaryota, Fungi, Ascomycota, Lipomycetes, Lipomycetales, Lipomycetaceae. The coding region runs from base 33 to 1376 and encodes 447 amino acids. The record is from RefSeq and is a predicted model, not a curated record. Gene Ontology annotation, cellular component: cytoplasm.